AAUCGUAACUGUUUGAAACUUGCAGCUGACCGCUCUGUAGAACUUCAAUGAUCAGAUCCCCUUGCCAUUGCAACCCGAAUUGCAGCCAGUACAAACUAGGAUGGGACCUAACGUGCUAUAUUUAUGGCCUCAGCCUCCACUCCACUAAUACAAAUGCUCUCACAACUUUGCUUUCCUGUUCCUGUGUUUUCACAUUGUUCAUCAUUUGUCAGGUUAGAAAGACUCGAGCUCAAGUUAAAAAACGAACUCCAUGCGUUUCUUCCCCUUUUCCCUUCAAGUUUUCCGUCGGGGCAUGAGCGGUGAUAGUACUUCAAGGCCUACCAUCCUCUUUCCAGAGGUUGAAUAUGUCGCGCCCGUAGGCGACUGGGCACAUCGUGUGCAAGCCCAUCCAGACAGCCUACGUUGUCGCAUUCGUAAGAUCGUUCACUGCAAAUCGAAAUCUUCGUCAAACCACGAGUUUCUUCUCGUUCACGUUCGCCAGCCCUCCCGAACCAAGGCCGUUCUGCUGGUCGAGCGGGUAGCUAGUUUCACAGACUCGGAUAGCUCGUCUAUACUAUCUGAUGACGACUCAUCGUACGAUCAACAUACUCACAUAAACCCUGUCCUCGCCUCAAUAUCCGUGUCUUUACCCGCUCGCGAUCGGGUGAGGAUAUCACACGACGGUACCACCAGUUCUUUGGCGUCUCAGCCCUUCGUGAAACUCCACACACUUUCCUUCCCAAAAUCAUCAU
This is a messenger RNA of Serpula lacrymans var. lacrymans S7.9, 731 nucleotides long. RefSeq lists its product as uncharacterized. Lineage: Eukaryota; Fungi; Basidiomycota; Agaricomycetes; Boletales; Serpulaceae. The record is from RefSeq and is a predicted model, not a curated record. The annotation marks the transcript as partial. The transcript is spliced from 2 exons.